AUGUUGGUUGGCUGGCUGGCUGGUUGGUUGGUUGCUUGGUUGGUCCUGGUUCAGUGUGAUCCUGCCAAGACCAAUCGACCACAGCUUCACCCGGGACAGCCUUUGGCUCAGCCGCACCAGUCGAGCCCUUUGCGCAGCAGUGCCGUGGCGCCCAAUGGGAAAGCCACCGCCGCCUGGUGCAACUUGGCCGCGGCUCGUGAGGAUGCCCGCGGAAAUAUCACAGUGAAAGCCUUGGAAGUGAUCAGCGACGAUAUGGCGGUCGAGGCCGAGAUGGGAGUGGAUUUUAGCAGGGCCGUCAAAGUGGGCGCAUCAGGAGGCGAAGCCAAAAAAGUGGAAGAAUUGUGUUCGGUUUCAUGUGGCACUGGGGAAAAGAAGAGUGCAGUUUUCUUGAGAAAGUCGGAACCAGCGAGGAAUAUGAGAUGUUUUGUCAAGUGUGCAUGGGAAAAGCCUGCUUCCAUUGGCUAA
This is a messenger RNA of Cladocopium goreaui, 465 nucleotides long. Lineage: Eukaryota; Dinophyceae; Suessiales; Symbiodiniaceae. The record is from the annotation of a GenBank genome assembly.